AUGUUCCCGCAAAUCUUCUUUGCCGUUCUACCUAUUUUCUGCUGUAUCACUGACGCUACACCCAUCAUCGCUUGGAGCCGGAUUGAACUCAAGCCAACCCUAGAAAUUUUGCGUAACGACUUUCCCAAUAGUGAAUCACAAGACUGGAUUCCGACACCCACUUUGAAGGGCUGUCUACGGCAGUGUUACGGAGAACCGGAAUGCAAAUCGAUUAUAUGGUGCUGUGGAAUUGGGUGUCGAAAGAGCGCUUCGUUGCUCAGUGAAUUGCGGAAGAUAUCGAUUGUUGCGCCAGUUGGCGUAGAGAGUUGCCUUGGUUUUGAGAAGAUUGCAGUGGGCGGUAAUGGAGGAAAGUCAAUUACGGAGGGGAACACAGCACCGAUGAUCACAACUACGACCUCGAUGCCAACGAUUCCAUUGCCUCUCACCCCAACCUGGAGCUACAACAAAACGAAUUACUAUUUAAUCGUUGCCAACUGUACGAUGGGAGCCGCCUGCAUCAAGCAUUGUAAUGUUCGGAAUCUGGAACUACCAACGAUACACUCGUCCCUAGAAAACGCAGCCCUAUUACGGCACAUGAGAACUCGCAGCAAAUGUGUGGAUGGCCAGUUGGUUCAUAUUGGGAUGUCUUGGCGAUUCAAUGCAGCAAAUAAACAUCAGAGUAUUUGGCGAGACCGCUCAAAGAUCGUUCACACGAAUUGGAAGACCUCUGAGCCGUCAUUCACCCAUGCCAAAAAUGGUAUCAACUAUAACGAAACCUGUACGCUAAUGCAGCAUUCUGGCGAAUGGAAUGAUGGAAACACUACCUGGAAUCGGGUUGACGUGAAAAAUCUGGACGUUGUUGUGAUCCUCCCAGACGCGGGUGAUCGGCUUUGGGCGCAAGGCGCUACAUUUAAGGCCUGCUUGAAGGGCUGCAUUUUCAACGUCACGUGCAAAUCUUUUAUCUGGUGCCUUGUGGAAGGAUGUCUCCAGAUGGGUGGAUCGCUCAGCUCCAUGGAUGCAAUUACUGCAUGCGUCGGUUAUGAGAUUGCGGCGGGUUCUGAUCGUGAUACCUCUGAAGUAGAUGAGUUGCCAACCACGAAGACGUGGGCAUGGGUGGAAUGCGUACUACUAUGCAAUUCACUCAAUCUCCAAUUACCAACCGUUCAUUCGACGCAAGAAAACGCAGCGCUACUGUCCAAAAUGCUCAAACUUGGCGAAUGCGUGGACGGCCGGGUGGUGCACCUAGGGAUGGGCUGGCGCUAUGCUAAAGAUGGAAGCUAUCAGAAUUUCUGGCGUGAUGGUUCGACGAUCGAUUUUACGAAUUGGAAUGAUAACGAGCCAUCAUACAUCCAUAUCAAGAACAACGUCACCUACACGGAGCCAUGCACUUUGAUGCAGUCCGAUGGCGGAUGGAAUGAUGUGAGCUGUGUGCUGCUGCUGAUGAUCAAUCGGGCACCUUGUGUUUGCAUGCAGCGUUGC
Mesorhabditis spiculigera is the source of this 1458-nucleotide messenger RNA. NCBI's taxonomy places the organism in Eukaryota, Metazoa, Nematoda, Chromadorea, Rhabditida, Rhabditidae. The record is from the annotation of a GenBank genome assembly.